UUUUUGAGUUUGACAUAAUGACAAUUAGCAGAAGCAAAAUCGUAUUUAAAGCCUGAAGAGUGUAACUUCUAGAAAAAUAGUAAAAAAAAUAUAGUAUCAAUUAAAUUUGCUAUUUGCUGUGUAUAAUUUUUUAUUCGAUUGAUUAAAAAUGUUUACCCGUCAUGCUACAUCAUUAAUUUCCCGCAGUGGUUAUUUCAAUAAAACUACUCCAAUUUUAAGGCAGAUUUCAAUCACUCCAAUUAAUCGAGAAAUUGUAAAAAUUCAAAGCCCAGAGGAUUUCAAAGAUAAAGUUAUUAAUAGCAAAGUGCCAGUGGUGGUCGAUUUUUUUGCGACAUGGUGUAAUCCAUGCAGACUUUUAACUCCACGCCUUGAGUCAAUUAUAUCAGAAAAUAAGGGUAAAGUUGUAUUGGCUAAAGUGGAUAUUGAUGAGCAAACAGACCUUGCUCUAGACUAUGAUAUAAGUUCAGUUCCAGUACUAGUAGCCAUAAAGAAUGGAAAAGUACAACAGCGUUUGGUUGGCCUACAAGACACAGAUAAACUUAGAAAAUGGAUUGGACAGCUUACUUCUGAAGAAGUUAAAGUUGAAGCUUAAACAACAAUAAUUUUAUUUGUAUGUUAUUACCAUAAUAUUAUUACAACUCUUGAAAUGUACUAGUUGGGAUUAAUAGAGCAAAAAAAAA
Messenger RNA from Zerene cesonia (dogface butterfly), 680 nucleotides. RefSeq names its product thioredoxin, mitochondrial-like. Gene Ontology annotation, biological process: cell redox homeostasis. Bases 149 to 592 code for a protein of 147 amino acids. The transcript is spliced from 2 exons. The record is from RefSeq and is a predicted model, not a curated record. Gene Ontology annotation, cellular component: cytoplasm; cytosol. Gene Ontology annotation, molecular function: protein-disulfide reductase activity. Lineage: Eukaryota; Metazoa; Arthropoda; Insecta; Lepidoptera; Pieridae.